AUGGCUAGGCGUACCUUCCUUUGCCGCCUCAUUUUCAGUGCUAUCUUCAGUGUAUCCAUCAUCAAUGUCUUCACACACACAUCCUCGCCAUCCUUCUUUUUGCGUUACGCCAAUCCGGCGGCCGCCUCUCAUCCCUCCAUCUUUUGCCCACAGUCGGAUCUGGCCGAUGAUGUCUUAGUAGUUCUCCGAACAGGCGCGACCGAGUCGCGCGAAAAAGUGCCGGUUCAUUUUCGAACCACGCUGCGGUGUGUCCCAAAUUUUGUCGUGUUUUCUGACCUGGAUGAAGCGAUUGAGGGACAUGCUGUGCAUGACGUGCUGGAUGGGGUCAGCGAGGCUGUGAGGGGGAAGCACGAGGACUUCAAGCUUUAUCAUCAUCUUCAAAAAUAUGGACGGAAGGGAUUGGAAAACCAGAAAGUCAUUACUGCACAAUCCGGAUCUUCGAAAGGGGACUAUCUCAAUAUUGAGAACGAUGGAUGGAAGCUGGAUAAGUGGAAAUUCCUCCCAAUGAUCGACCACGCAUAUCGAAAGAUGCCAAGGGCGAAAUGGUAUGUUUUCAUCGAGGCCGACACGUAUCUUGUCUGGAACAACAUUCUCGAGUACCUUAGCAACUUUGACGCCCGAAAACAUUAUUAUAUCGGCAAGCAUCUCUACAUCAAUGACGUACAAUUCGGCUAUGGCGGUGCAGGCUUCAUUCUAUCGAACCCCGCAAUGCGCAAAGUCUCAGAGCAUCGCUCCGUCCGCAUCCAAGACUACGAGGAAUUCACUGCGACCCAUUGGGUCGGCGAUUGCGCUCUGGGUAAAGUCCUCGAAGACAUCAAAGUGCCUCUGCACCGCGCAUACCCGCACCUCCAAGGUGACUCACCCGCAACCAUGGACCCAUCGACAUCAAAACUUGAUCGCCUCGCAUGGUGCUAUCCCGCAGUGACAUACCACCACGUGUCGCCGUCCGAAAUCGAAGAUCUCUGGACUUUCGAGCAGAAUUGGUUCAUGAGGCACAACGUACUUCUACGACACCGGGAUAUCUUCAUGGAAUACGUGCGUCCGCAGAUUAGAGCCGCACUAUCUCAGUGGGAUAAUAUGUCGGCAGAUGAAGAAUAUAACGGCCACGACCAAGAUAAACACUCGGAUCCCGUUGCACGCGCCGCAUGGAAGUCCUUUAACCAUUGCAGAGACGUCUGCGAGAGCAAGAGGAAAUGCGUGCAAUUUUCCUACCAUGAAGGACGGUGCGCGAUCUCGUCGGCUUUUCGAUUGGGUUAUGCGAAGCCCGACUCAAAAGUCAAAGCGGGAUGGAUGACUGACAGAGUCGAUGAUUUAUUCCUUAAGCUAGAGAGUCAGUGUGGGGUGAGGGAUUGGUUCAGCCCGCAAGAGGGUUCGAUCGUGGUAAAGCGGUGACGAAUUGCAACAGGAGCAAACGGAUGGGACUAGCGUCUGAGG
Molecule: messenger RNA, 1434 nt
Organism: Lindgomyces ingoldianus
Lineage: Eukaryota; Fungi; Ascomycota; Dothideomycetes; Pleosporales; Lindgomycetaceae
Exons: 2
Coding region: 1-1392 (463 amino acids)
Cellular component (GO): membrane
Molecular function (GO): glycosyltransferase activity
Source: RefSeq, a predicted model, not a curated record